UAAAUAAAAACCAUCGAAAUUGUAAAAAAAACUUGGAAACUUUUCUUGAAAUCUUGGGUGCUUAAUCAUGUACCAGAUUAUAAUUGGGGAUGUUCUAUCUGGAAAUGGAUCUUCAGGAACAGGGCAUUCAGGGGUUCUGCAAGAGUGGUUUGGAAUUCAGUGGUGGAACUCACGUGAUAUUGCUAUCUUGUUCACUCUCGUGUUCAUUUUUCUGCCACUGGUCUUGUUAAGGCGUGUGGAAUCUCUCAAGUACAGUUCUGCCAUAGCAGUUCUUCUUGCUGUGGUUUUUGUUGGCAUAAGUUCUGCCAUGGCAAUCUAUGCCAUCUUUGAGGGAAAAACCAGCAACCCAAAGUUGAUACCAAGCUUGGACAAACAAACCUCCUUCUUUGAUCUUUUCACUGCUGUUCCAGUCAUUGUCACAGCCUUCACUUUUCAUUUCAAUGUUCAUCCAAUUGGUUUUGAGCUUGGCAAGCCCUCUGAUAUGAUAUCAGCGGUCAGAAUUUCACUGGUGCUUUGUGCAGCAAUCUAUUUCUCCAUUGGACUUUUUGGGUAUCUUUUGUUUGGAGAUGCAAUCAUGAGUGACAUACUUGUCAAUUUUGACAAAAGUUCAGAUUCAGCAAUGGGUGCUCUGCUUAAUGAUGUGGUCAGAUUAAGCUAUGCACUUCAUCUGAUGUUGGUUUUCCCACUGUUGAACUUCUCUUUAAGGGUCAACUUAGAUGAACUUCUCUUCCCUAAAAAGCCACUUCUGGCCACAGAUACCAGAAGAUUUGUGAUCCUCACUCUUGGUCUGCUAGUCUUCUCUUACCUCGCAGCAAUUGCCUUCCCAAACAUUUGGUAUAUCUUUCAGUUUCUAGGAUCAACCUCUGCAGUCUGCCUUGCCUUCAUUUUCCCUGGUGCUAUUGUUCUAAGGGAUGUACAUGGCAUAUCUACAAGAAGAGAUAGAAUCAUGGCGACUAUAAUGGUGUUCUUGGCAGUAGUUACAAGCGCAAUUGCCAUUUCCACCAACAUAUACAAUUUUUUCGGGACCAAGUCAUGAUUGAUUUUCCUUUUCCUCAUUUUUAUUGUAGCUGAGGUGCUUGUAUUCUAUUGUAUUAUUCAUAGCAUGGCUUCUUUAGAGUUCACAAACAUUCUCUAUCACAAUGAUAUUACAUGAUGUUUGUACCAAAAGAAAUGAUAUUGCAUGAUUUGGUGCAUUACAGACA
Messenger RNA from Prunus avium (sweet cherry), 1202 nucleotides. NCBI's taxonomy places the organism in Eukaryota, Viridiplantae, Streptophyta, Magnoliopsida, Rosales, Rosaceae. The record is from RefSeq and is a predicted model, not a curated record.